Biomphalaria glabrata is the source of this 5779-nucleotide messenger RNA. RefSeq names its product H(+)/Cl(-) exchange transporter 4-like. Gene Ontology annotation, cellular component: membrane; early endosome; Golgi apparatus. The transcript has 21 exons. NCBI's taxonomy places the organism in Eukaryota, Metazoa, Mollusca, Gastropoda, Planorbidae. Gene Ontology annotation, molecular function: voltage-gated chloride channel activity. The coding region runs from base 807 to 3275 and encodes 822 amino acids. Gene Ontology annotation, biological process: transmembrane transport; chloride transport. The record is from RefSeq and is a predicted model, not a curated record.
GUGUUGUUUUCUGCUGCCAUGUUUUACAUCCUUGUGACACAUACGUGUGUGCAUGUGUGUGGUUUGAUUAAUUUCAAACAUUGCUUACCAGACGUGUGCCAAUGUUAAGUGCUGACAAUCGCCAAAAGCUCUGUUUGUGUGUGUCGCUUCCAUCUGUGUGUGAUAAAUUGCAAGAAGAAAAUAGAAAACCGUAUAUUCCAACUCAGUGAUUCAAUACUAAAUGUGUGUCUCUUGGUUUUUCGGAUUCACUGCGCAAAAUGGAUACAUGAAAGUUGUGUGUGUGUUUGAACCUUCGCCUUGUUAUUCUUCACUGAUAUUAUCCAGUAGUGUGUGCUCUACCUUUAACUAGAUAGCGGGUGUGUUACCGCUAGUUUUCAAAAGAACAGGUAGAGUGCUGGCUUUACGUCCGUGCUAUCAAACACAGGUUGACUGCUAAUACAAGCAUAAGAUUACAGAUGAAAGACUUCUCGGUCUUUGUUACUUUUAGUUACGGUCCACUUUAUCUCUUAAUAACUGUCAAGAAUUCGUGCAGUAACAUUCACAUAUCGUUAGAUUUAAUAAUACUAUUAAUGCUAAAUUGAAUAGGGUCUACAUCAAAAACAGAAGGGGAAAAAAAAACUCUUACCAGGGAAGAAGAAACCUAUAUCUAUGCGAGUCAGUAACGAUUGUGUUAAACAAGGAAAGAGUCACAUUGCUAGUUGGCUUCAAAUAUUGGAAGAGGCCAUUUGUUGUUACCCCUAAGUAAUUGCAUCCUGCAUAUCAUUACUGUGAAUGCCAAAAGUAAUCUGUGAUCCAAAAACUCAGUAAUGAAUACGAUUAGAAGCGCUAUUCUCGAUAACAAUAUUUUGAGAAGCAGGGGUAGCUACUCUAAAUUGCCCGUAACAGACGAAGAGAAUGCUGACAAUGAUGGCGACGACAAGGAAGAAUUUCGAAAUGAAAGUGAUCAAACCGAUGACGAGCGUGACUACAUGCUGUAUGGGAGACGAUCAGGGUCCAGCAACAUCAUGGACACCCUGGACGAUCUCCCCCCGGGCAUUGGGCAGUACGACGACUUCCACACCAUCGACUGGCUCCGUGACAUUGCCCGGGACCGCAUGCGUCACCGGCACAUCGUGAAGAAGAGACAGGAGGGAUGCUGGGAGCAAGUGAAAGGCGCCCAUGACGCCUGGUCAGGAUGGGUGUGUGUGCUCUUAGUUGGAGUCGCAGCAGGCACUUGUGCAGGCAUCAUAGACAUUGGUUCCUCUUGGAUGUCAGACUUAAAGGAAGGUGUAUGUCUGGAGGCAUUCUGGUUUAACAGAGAACAGUGCUGUUGGAGUGGACCCAGUCUCAAUUCAACUUCCAUGAAUGAGGACUCAGACUGUGAUCAGUGGUAUUCAUGGGGUCGAAUGAUGGGCAGUGGUGCUGGUGGUGCAGGCUCCUACAUAAUAGGCUACUUGUUCUACAUCCUCUGGGCAUUGUUGUUUGGUGUGUUGGCUGCUCUCUUGGUCAGAAUGUUUGCACCUUAUGCUUGUGGUUCUGGUAUACCUGAGAUUAAAACAAUUCUGAGUGGUUUCAUUAUCCGUGGCUACUUGGGCAAGUGGACACUCCUCAUCAAGUCAUUAGGCAUGAUGUUGUCUGUGGCAGCAGGUCUCAGCCUGGGUAAAGAAGGUCCUUUUGUCCAUGUGGCCUGUUGUUGUGGCAACAUUUUCUCCUACCUCUUUCCAAAGUAUGGGAGAAAUGAAGCCAAGAAAAGGGAAGUUUUGUCUGCAGCUGCAGCAGCUGGUGUGAGUGUGGCUUUUGGUGCCCCUAUUGGUGGAGUACUCUUUAGUUUGGAAGAGGUCAGUUACUACUUCCCACUGAAAACAUUAUGGAGAUCUUUCUUCUGUGCACUGAUUGCUGCAUUUAUCUUGAGAUCCAUCAAUCCCUUUGGCAAUGACCAUUUGGUGAUGUUCUCUAUAGACUACAAUGAACCUUGGACCUUGCAGGAGUUGAUUCCCUUUAUUCUCAUUGGAGCACUUGGGGGUCUCUUUGGUAAAUUCUUCAUCAAGUUUAACAUCAUGUGGUGUAGAUAUAGGAAGAUGUCUCGCCUUGGAAACUAUCCAAUCUUUGAGGUGCUUGGCAUUGUCUUUAUUACUGCCUUGCUCAGUUACCCCAAUCCAUAUACCAGGAUGAACUCCAGUGAACUUAUUAGACUCCUAGUCAGUCGCUGUGGACCAGAGGAUGAUACAGAAAUUUGUGAUUAUAAGCGAAGCAGCAAUAUAACUGACCCGUUCAAGUGGUCUGCAUUAGCUGGUGCAGGUGUGGGAAGUGCAGUUUGGAAACUGGCCCUGGCACUCAUCUUUAAGAUGAUUAUAACCAUUUUUACAUUUGGUAUUAAGAUUCCAGCUGGUUUGUUUAUUCCCAGCAUGGCAGUGGGUUCAAUCAUAGGGAGAAUUGUAGGCAUUGGUGUGGAGCAAUUAGUUGUGAACAAUGCUAACAGUGUGUUCUUUUCCAAUAUUUGUGAGUCCCAAGGUAAAUGUAUCAUCACACCAGGACUCUACGCCAUGGUGGGGGCUGCAGCUGCCCUUGGUGGAGUCACACGUAUGACAGUUUCACUUGUGGUCAUCAUGUUUGAAUUGACCGGUGGUCUGGAGUACAUUGUCCCCAUGAUGGCUGCUGCAAUGACCAGCAAGUGGGUUGGUGAUGCCCUAGGUAGAGAAAGUAUUUAUGAUGCUCACAUAGCCCUCAAUGGAUAUCCAUACCUUGACCACAAGGAAGAGUUUACACAUACAACAAUAGCAGCUGAUGUCAUGAGGCCACGCUACUGGCGCUAUGGAACUGGCGUGAGAAAUGAUCCCCCACUGGCAGUCAUCACUCAGGACUCUAUGACAGUGGAAGAAACUGAGAGUCUACUGAGGAAUACAGAGCAUAAUGGCUUUCCUGUGGUGGUCUCCAGGGAGUCUCAAUAUUUGGUAGGGUUUGUGCUUAGAAGGGAUCUCAAUCUAGCCAUUGCCAAUGCUCGCAAAACAUCAGAAGGUGUGGUCAGUAACUCUAUCAUCUAUUUUACUGGACAUGUCCCAGUUGACCCCAAUGGACCAGCACCACUGAAAUUGAGAAAAAUUUUAGACAUGGCUCCAGUGACCAUAACUGACCAGACGCCAAUGGAGACAGUAGUGGAAAUGUUCAGGAAAUUGGGACUUAGACAAACAUUGGUCACUCACAAUGGCCGCCUGCUUGGUAUCAUCACCAAGAAAGAUGUCCUUCGACACAUUGCUCAGCUGAGGAACCAGGACCCAGAGUCUAUUCUCUUCAACUAGAUCUGUCUGUUGGCACUAUGGAUGUGUUUGAGUUAAUAUCCUUAGUCAGGGAUUGACACUCUGUCAUGAAAGAUGUCACAGGACUCGCGACAUCAGCUCAAGCUGCUUUUUAGGUCUGCACAAACUUUUGAAGUCUGCUUAGCAUGUUCUGGUGUAUUUUUUUAAAAAGGGUGACAAAAUUAUUUUGGCUUCAAUUGCAGCCUUUUUUUUUUUUGACUCCUGUUUGUUUGUAUUUUGACUGGAUGAGCUAUGUAGUAGUAGACCACGAGGGCAAUUAGUUUGUGUUUGUGUUAAAUAGCUUGUGAGGCCUAGCCAGUGUUUGUGUUUGUGUUAAAUAGCUUGUGAGGCCUAGCCAGUGUUUCAUUGCUAAUAAUCUUCUGAUCUUGCCCUCUUUCACAUGUCUAAAAAGUUGUGUUUUUUUUUUCUAAAGUUUUAUUGAAGCUAGUGCAGAAUAAGUGUCAAUCUCCAUCAUAAUCUUGGAUUCCUUUUUUUUUGGGGGAUAAACUUAAAUUUCAUAAGCAUUCCAUUAAGGUCAUGUAUUAGAUGUCAUGUCAUGUUGAUAAUUACAAUUAGUUUUGCAACACUCGCUACAUUAUUACAGGAAAGUGUGUUUCAUUUGGUGCAUUCAUUCAUUGGCACUGAUAAACCUGACUACCAAUUGGAAAUAACUUGAGUGUACUACAUCACCAGAGUCACAUAUGACCCACAAAAUAGAUAGUCAAUUUAACAAAUGCUCAAACAGUUGCUCAUAGUGAACCUCUAUGAUAUAAAGACUUCAGACCUAUCAUUCUAAAAUCAUUGCUAUUUACUUCAUUUUGUUGUAUAUUGGUUGUAUAUUGCACUACAGAAUGUCAUGUCGUUAAAAACUGUAGUGAAGGCUAAAGGUCAUAGUAGUCAAUUUCUUCUCUAAUAAUUCUUAAACUAUUUUUCUUUCAUGUGAAGUGACUAUACAUUCUAAGAAGCAUGUUUCUGGUCAAAUGAAGUGACAAUAAUAAUAAUAAUAAUAAUCUAUAUUAUCUAUAAGGACAUUUUGUCUUACUAUUAGUGCUUUACACCAAACCAAACAUUAUAACUAUAGAAAACCAAACUAUACAUUGACACCAGAACCAGUUUACUUGCAUACAUUGUGCUGGUCUAAAAUAGGUUUUUCUUAGUUGUUGUUGUCUAAUAGACUACUUGUAAAUGGAAAUCAGUAUUCAAUUUUCUUGUUCAUAAGAGAUGUCUUGAUAGUUUGUGUUAUUAUACACACACAAAUGCUUUAUUGAUACAAUUGUAAAAAAAAAAAUGAUAUAAUCGCUGGUCUUUUUAUAAUUUCAAUGUGUUGUUCUGUUGUGAACAAGUUCUAUCGUAUAUCAUUUGUGUUGGUUGUAUGUCCAGCUAAGGGAGUUCAAUCUGUUGGAACCUAUCAAGAGUUUCAUCACUUCUUGUUUUGUUUUGUUAAAGUAAAAUGAAAGAAAUGACAAGUGUUUAUGGUAAGUGUGAUCUAGAGAUGGAAUGUGUCUACAAUUUAUACUUAUCAAUUAGUUCAUCAUUAGUCUGUGAUAUUAGACGGGUCUGUUUUGUGUGUGUGUGUGUAACUUUGCAUUAAUAGUCUCUGUGUUUGGAGAGAUGGGUUGUUUUAUUUUUUUUUGUCACCAUUAAAAUGCUAUUGAGAUUAAAGACAGUAUGAUUAGUGCAUCAAGACUUACAUAAUGUGCUGGGCUCUCAACUCAUGUUGCUCUGUUUUAAGCUGACUGAAUUCUAUUUCCUGGUAGAAACUUGAUUGUAGGCAAACAAGGAAAUGUGUUGUUGUUUUUUCAUGCAUUGACUAGCUAUGAGAAGGAGAUGUGUACUAUUAGCAGUUGGUCUAGUCCAUCCACUAGCCCCUAACCCUGUGCUUGAAUUCAUUGAAAUUUCACAAUAAUCUUGGACAGCUUUAUUUCCCUUGUAUUCAGUUUUCUUGUUCAUCAGCCAGAACUCCAGUGUGAAUGGGAUUUGAUUUGUACUUUUUUUUUAAGUUGGCAGGUGCAAGGCUAUAACUUGCAAUACUCAAUGCCUCAUGUUAAUCCAUUAUUUUAAUGAUGUGUAGGUGAGUUGUUUACAGGUCAGUGAUUUUAUGGAUACUCUAUGGACCAUAGAAGAUACUAGAUCUAAAUGUUUUGUUUUAAAUUAAUCAGUUCACUAUUCAGUUUCAUGUGUCCAUGUAUGUGUACAUAGGUGUGUUCCUGUGGAUGAACAAGUCUGUCCAUGUACUGUGUAUGCUGUGUACAAAUUUAAAACAAACUAUGUACAAUACAAUACUCUGUCAUUUUGAACCAACUUCACUUGUUUUACUCAUAUUAAGUAAUUCAUGCUAUUUAUAUUUAUUAUUUGGUGAGCCCCAUUGGGAAUAUUGGCAAAAUGUGUUUAGCUCUGGAUCAUUAGGCCAGAUUUUGUGUAUGUAAAAAUGAAGCCAUUCCUGUAUUUGAUGUCAAAAGUAGGUGUUACUUUUAAUAAAAGUCAAUAAAAUAUUUCGGCAAUCUAAA